This is a messenger RNA of Silurus meridionalis, 2951 nucleotides long. It is a transcript of the gene mpp1, whose product is annotated as MAGUK p55 scaffold protein 1. The record is from RefSeq and is a predicted model, not a curated record. Gene Ontology annotation, molecular function: signaling receptor binding. Gene Ontology annotation, cellular component: plasma membrane; cell-cell junction. The transcript is spliced from 12 exons. NCBI's taxonomy places the organism in Eukaryota, Metazoa, Chordata, Actinopteri, Siluriformes, Siluridae. Bases 1069 to 2481 code for a protein of 470 amino acids.
ACCACCGUGAACUUCUUUUCCUUGCAAAAGGCUGAGUGAAAGAGAAGAGUGAGAAGAAGAAGAAAAAAAACCUCCCUUAUUUUAAAUCUGUUUUUGGAGUUAUUUCAGGCCUGUUUUGAAGAAGUGUUUCGAAUGAGAAUGUUGCUUAAACCUGGCAACCCUGACUGUAGCCUAAGUGCAUCAUUACUUAAGUUGUGGAAGACGGUGGAAAACGAUGGGGAAUGGUAGAUGAUGAUGAUUGAAUGAUGGACACUGGUAUAGGCGAUCGUAGAAAACGGUGGAUGAUUGUGGAGGAUGGUAGAAAAUUGUGGAGGAUGGUGAAUGAUGAGUGGUGGAAGAUGAUGAAGAAUGGUGAAGGAUGGCAGAGAAUGGUGGAGGAUGUUGGAAGGUGGAGGAUGGUGGAGAAUGGUAGGGGAUGUUGGAAAAUGGUGGAGAAUGAUUAAGGAUGGUUGAAGAUGGUGGAAAAUGGUGUAGAAUAAUUGAUGUUGGUGGAGGAUGGUGGGAGAUGGUGGAGAAUGAUUGAGGAUGGUGGAGAAUGGAGGGUUUGGUGAAAGAUGGAGGAGGAUGAUGGGGAAUGGUGGAGAAUUGUGGAGAGGCGUGGAGGAUAGUGGAGGAUAAUAGAGAAUUGUGUAGGAUGUCAGAGAAUGGUGGAGAACUGCUGGAUCAUGAGGAAGUGAAACAACGAAAUAAGUGAAACAAAGGAAUUAAAGUAUAAUGACGCAUGAAACCUUGUGUCGGUUUCGCCCCCAUAGAUUUUGUCAUCAAAACGCAGCUGCAGUCUUUAUGUGUGAAGGAAACCGAAGCCAAACCCCCUCCUCCCUCACACAAACACACACACACACACACACACAGAUGUGUGUAUUGGCUUUGUCGACCGAGGAAGAAGAUCAGUUCUGCUCCUGAUUCCACCGAACUUCGGACUCGGUGGAGGCGCGUGAACUUUCUUCUGUUUUUUUGUUCCACUCGCCGCUUCCUGAGCUCCUCCUUUCUUCUUCUCCAAGGCUCCAGGAACCGCUCGUCUCCUUCCUGCUCCAGCUCCUCAACAGUCCACACAUCAGGACUGAAACAAUGACGUUAAAAUCCGAUAAGAACGAACCUGCGGUGGUUCUGGAGAGGGUGAACAGCGCGCGCACGGCCCUGUCCGACCUGUACCUGGAGCAGCUUCUGCAGAACAAACCCAAGAACCAGGAGAAGGCAGCCAUGCAGACAUUUGAAGCGAAGGAGCAGAAUACGGUGUACACGAACGGAAGCACCGGCCAUAUGAACGUCAAAGAAGUGACGAAGAUACGCGAGGUGGCCUUCGAGAAGCACCCGUCAGAACCACUGGGUGUGACUCUAAAACUUAACGAGAAACAGAAGUGUAUGGUGGCUAGAAUAUUACAUGGAGGGAUGAUCCACAGGCAAGGUUCUUUACAGGAAGGAGAUGAAAUUGCUGAGAUUAACGGUAAAAGUGUUGCGAAUCAGAGUGUGGAUGAACUGCAAAAGAUUCUGAAAGAUACAGACGGCAUCGUCACUUUGAAAAUCAUCCCGAAUCAGCACAGUCGCUCCAUGGUCUGUGAGACGUACAUGAGGGCUCAGUUCGACUACGACCCGGCCAAGGACGACCUCAUCCCCUGCAAAGAGGUCGGCCUUAAAUUCAAAACCGGUGACAUCAUUCAGAUCAUCAACAAAAAAGAUCCCAACUGGUGGCAGGGUAGAGUGGACAAUUCAGGGAAAGACUUCGCAGGACUCAUACCAUCCCCAGAACUUCAGGAAUGGCGUGCAGCCAGCAAGAGUAAGAGCAGCUCUGAGGCUGGUCAGUCAUGUAGUCCUUUUGGCAAAAAGAAGAAAUGCAAAGACAAAUACUUGGCGAAACACAGUUCCAUCUUCGAUCAGCUCGAUGUUAUUUCUUAUGAAGAGGUCGUACAGCUUCCUGCCUUCAAUAGAAAAACUCUGGUGUUCAUCGGUGCUCCAGGUGUGGGAAGGAGUCACAUCAAAAGUUCCCUGCUGACCAAAUACCCAGAAAAGUUCGCCUACCCUGCACCUCACACAACCAGACCUCAGCGGAAAGACGAAGAAAACGGACAGGAAUAUUAUUUCAUCUCCAAUGAAGAGAUGACUAAAUGCAUUGUGGGAAAUGAGCUCCUGGAGUACGGAAGUUUUCAGGGCAACAUGUUCGGCACCAAAAUCGAAACCAUCCAGAAGAUCCAUGAGCAAGAUAAGAUCGCAGUGCUGGAUGUGGAGCCUCAGACGAUGAAACUCCUCAGAACUGCCGAGUUCGCUCCACUCAUCGUGUUCAUAGCACCAACCAACUCGGGCAACCAGUCAGAAGCAGUGCAGGCCAUGCAGAAGGAAUCGGACACCAUUUUCAGCAUCUACCGCCAUUUCUUCGACGUCAUCCUGGUCAACAACGACGUAGACGAGAGCGUGAAAGGCAUAGAAGAAGCAUUAGAGAGAGCCUCCUCAAGCCCACAGUGGGUUCCUGUGUCCUGGGUCUACUGAUCCGAAGAUCAAGGAGCACACACACCAAAUCAUCCCUUAUAAUCAGUGUAAUAAAAUCAGAGGCCUCAGUGUUGUAAAAUCAGGUGCAAUACCAAGUCAGAAGAUGAUGUCUGGGUUUAGACUCUUAUUCAGAGAUCCUACCUGACCUCCUGAACCUAUUCAACAUGGCAGUUUUAUUAAAGCAAUAAGCUGGAGACUUUAUUUUGCUUGUAGAUGAGAAAUGUGCACCUUUGAAGUGUCAAUUGACCAUGCAAAAAAAAAAAAAAAAAAAGGACCACUACUGUGAUAAAUACCACCAUGGUUUCAGUGUUCGGUUGUUUUGCUGUAUUACGACAGGAAACCCAUCAGGUUUACAUUUACUGUAUUAAAUAUAAAAACAGGGAAACCGUAUUGAUGUAGCGCAUGAAAGUGUUGCACUUUUGACUCAGCUGAAUAAAAACGCCACUGGCAACCUUCUGGUGUUCCUCAUA